Molecule: messenger RNA, 1632 nt
Organism: Drosophila ananassae
Lineage: Eukaryota; Metazoa; Arthropoda; Insecta; Diptera; Drosophilidae
Exons: 2
Coding region: 48-506 (152 amino acids)
Source: RefSeq, a predicted model, not a curated record
AACAAUUCAAUUCUACAUUCAAAAUCAGAAGCCAAGUUUAUCAUAAAAUGGGCUCACUGCUGCCAAUGCCAAACGAACCACAUAAAUUCUUACAAAUUUACUUUAUGGGCGGCGAGGAUUCCGGAAGCGCACUUGCCAAUCGCGUGAAUGCACGUUGUAAUUAUAAUAACCUUGAUUCACUUUAUGCCAGGCGCAUCGUCAGCGAGCUAGAUGCUCUUUUGAACGAGCACAACGAGUUGUUGAAAAUAUUCAAAUCACAUAUGCACCAAUUACAAAGCGAUAAUCACGCUAUCGUCAUUAAUCCUGAUAAAACACCAGCUGGAGAGCAUAUUCGUAGAUUCAAUGCACCCGUUGUUGAUGAUGUUGCUGGAAUCAUGGUUGGCGAUUCUACAGCUGCACGAGAAAUUGUGAUUCGUAGAAGAAAUAAUAAUCUUCAGUUCAUUCUGGAAGGGACAAGACGGAUAUUGCAUAAACAUAAAACAACGAGAUACCGUAUCAGGAGCUGAAACAAACAAGAACGUUAGCUCAAAGGAUUACGCAUAAUAAUCCUUAAUCCGAUUAAUGAUUAGACGUGGCCUGGACAACGUCAUUUUACGAUGUCGUGAGCUUUGUCAACAAUUCAUGGUCGACAUGUACGCGAAGAUUGAGAGCGAACGACUACGAUACUUACGAUAUAAUCAACAAAAGCUGCGCGCGGAAGAGUACAUUCAUUUGCGAGACGCUAUCAACAACAACGCCGACGUCGCCGAAAUUGGUAACCAUGUCAUUUUACCAUCAUCGCACGUAGGCAGUCCACGUCAUAUGCAAGAAUAUAUACAGGAGGCUCUGACUUUCGUGCGCGAAUAUGGACGACCAUGUUUAUUUAUCACGUUCACAUGUAAUCCAAAAUGGCCAGAGAUUACAUCUUUGCUACUGCCUGGCCAAAAUGCAAUACAUCGCCAUGACAUUACAGCACGUGUGUUCAAACAAAAGUUGAAGUCUUUAAUAAGUUUCAUUACUAAAUCACAUGUAUUUGGUCCCACACGUUGCUGGAUGUAUUCGGUUGAGUGGCAAAAGCGAGGAUUACCUCAUGCACACAUUUUGGUUUGGUUCAUCGACAAAAUCCGUCCUGAAGAAAUCGAUAGCAUCAUUUCUGCGGAAAUUCCAGAUCCAUCCACUGACCAACUGCUGUUUGAUAUUGUUACAACAAACAUGAUUCAUGGUCCAUGUGGUACUCUUAAUAGCUCAUCGCCUUGCAUGGCUGAUGGAAAAUGUACUAAAAAUUUCCCUAAAGAUUUUACCAAUGAUACGGUCACAAAUGUCGACGGAUACCCAAUAUAUCGUCGAAGAAAUCCUGAAAAUGGCGGACAAUCAUUUAUUAAAAAUAUCAUCAACACAGACAUUGAUAUUGACAAUCGUUGGGUGGUGCCAUAUUCGCCUCUGCUGAGCAAGACAUAUAAUGCUCAUAUUAAUGUUGAGUUCUGCAGUUCUGUGAAGAGCAUCAAAUACAUUUGCAAGUAUGUCCAUAAAGGCAGUGAUAUGGCUGUGUUUAGAGUGGAAAAUACUAAUGUGAAUGCUCCUCCAGUGAAUAAAAACGAUGAAAUAACGCUCUACCAAAUUGGUCGGUACAUCAGCUCCAAUGAAGCUGCUAAA